GAGGGAGCGAUGGCGGCGGCGCGGCGUGCGGUGACCGAGCACGGGGCCGUGGAAAGCGUAGGCGGCGCGGCCCGGCGUCCACAGCGGAAGCGGCUGUGGAGGCCCACGGCAAUACACGGCCUUUUGGGGAGCGUCCAGCAGGGACGAGGAUUUGCAUUUCGGAGAAAACAGAAGAUUGAAAGAAAAUAUAGGAAAUUACUGAAGAAGGAGCAGAAGAUCUGUUCACCACAGGCUGAUCAGUUCACAGAUACUUACCCAGAGCAUCUGAAGCACCUCUACCUAGCAGAGGAGGAGAGGCUUAAGAAACAGCACAAAUCUCCAAAUCAUUCAGUUCUAUCAGAAGAAAGGCUUAAUAAAGCAGUAGAACCAGUUACAACUGAAGGAAAGUUUAAGAAAAAAACAUCCAAUCAGAAGGCAAAAGAAGAGUAUGAGAAAAUACAGGCUGAGCGUGCUAAGAAGAGAGAGGAAGCAGAAAAGAGAAGGCAACAAAAAGAAGCAGCUCAGAGGUUGUACAAGCAAAAGAAAAUGGAAGCUUAUAAAGUACUGAGUAAGAAGACCAAGAAAGGACAGCCAAAUCUAAAUGCACAAAUGGAGUUUCUUCUUCAGAAAAUACAACAAAAGACAUAAACCUUUGCAUAAAUCUCAGUUACAGGUUUUGAGUUACCUGUGGACAUUUUAUUAAAUGACUUCUAGUAAAUAAUGUCUUUUUGCUUCUUUUCCAAUUGUGGAAGACGUUCAUACUGAAAUUAUUUUAUUCCUAACAGUCAGUGAGACCUGGUACUUUGAAAAUAAAUGCUCCAUAUUACUAAAAUUCUAUUUGUGUAAUAUCCUGAAUUCCAAAUCAUUAGGUCUUGGUACCACCUGAACACGAAUCUGCGUUCAUUUUAUAGCUCUUAAUACUUCCUGCUGAUGUGACUACUACAGUCAUGCUUACUGGAGAGGAGCAAAAUGAGUGGAGUAAAAUGCGACAUUUGAUAAUCUCAUGAACUGUCAAGGCGAGGAGUAUUCUGUUGGAUAGGGUUUGGCACAUGAAAACAAAGAAUAUAAAUAAUACUUGAAUGGCUACUAUUCCCCUUAAAACUUAACAAGUCAAAAAACAUGUUUUAAAAUUAAAGAUAUGGUAUGUUUCAAUCAUCUUCAUCACAAAGUAUGUAUGAUUGUAAACUAAGCGUGGCUUCUUAAAUGAGAUGGAUUGAGUAGACUGGCUGAGUUUUUGUUACGCUGAAUAUAUCCUUUUUUUCUGUGGAUUUUUUCUUUAUUCUGUGGAAUAUACGUAGAAAAAAUAUUUCUAAGGAAUUUGCGGAGUUAGACACUGAUCUUUGUGGGUCCCUUCCAACUCAGGGUGUUCUAUAGUUCUGCAAAAUCUUAAUCGAUUUGGAGAUUUAAUUAGUGAUCUUAAUAGAAUGAAAAGGUUUGUAUCAAAAUCAAUAAAAUUUCUCAGGGCAUGCUCUGUAAGAUUUACAAUACUUUUACCAAUUGUAACAUAAUUAUCCCAUUUAGAAGUUGAUGUCAGCUGCACAAAUGCAAAAUUUUCCUUAUUUAAUAUGUAUGAGAGAUAUAAACAGUUCUGAAUUGUUUGACAAGUACUGUUAAUUGAAGAAUAGUUUAGGAGUUUGGGUUGGCUAAAAUUCUUGUUAUGUCAGUAUCCUGAGGCUUUUUCCAAAUGUAGUUAAACAUUUUGCAUGGCUUGGCAUCUUUUCCUUCUUAUGACUUGAAUUCAAGUCAUAAGAAGAAUGUGGGAAAUUUUCUGAAAUGGACAUGUCCAUUCUUAUAGGAGACAAAGGGAAAAAAUGACAUACCAGUAUUGUUCUGUGCUUUCCUGAUAAUUGCUGUAAUUAAAAUAAUCACAGAAUGGCUUUGGUUGGAAGGGCUCUUAAAAAUCAUCUAGUUAUGAUCCCCCUGCUGUGGGCAGGGUUGCCACCCACUACAUCAGGCUGCCCAGGGCCCCAUCCAUCUUGGCCUUGAACAAAUACCUCCGGGGAUGGGGCACUGUCAAUUUUGAAUUGCUGUGCACAGAAACAAUGAAGAAGAAAAAACAACUUUGACAGUAGCGCACAAGACUUAAAAUACUUCAUCUAACUUGUGAAUAAUACAAAAGGAAUACCAUCCAUAUAAAUUCAUGGUUGAAAUUCAUCCUUUUUUGUUUGCAUGUGUCUCUAACCUAUAUGAUCUUUUAAAACUCAGAUAAGGAAAUAUAAAGCCCAAGUGUUUAGAAUUGUUACCUUAAAAAGAUCUCAUCUCAGUUUGCUAUUAGCUUAGUUGUAUGUACUGGGCACAAGUCUGUAGAGAUGUCACCUUUCCCGUUAAUGUAGGAAAGAUUUCAGAAAACACCAAGUGUUAGACUGAGAAUGCAUUAGUCCACGGCCAUCCUGGAUUACUAUUACCACUGUAGAUACUCGUAUGCUGCCUGUAUACCAGUAUCCUUUUAGAGAUGGUGUUCAUCUGUAAAGCAUUCGGAUAAAAUAUGAAUGAUGCAUUUGAAAUUUUUUUUCUCGUGUUGACUUUUCUGUCAAAAUAUUCUGUACGUAUGUUUGAUUCUUCAUGGAGAGGAGGGUAAGGGUAAAAUCAGCUAUUUAUUUCUUUAUUUUGGCAUAUCUGAUUUAAUUUUACCACGUUUCGCAAAUCAACUCAAUAAAACAUAUUUGUUUUAGCAAA
Gallus gallus (chicken) is the source of this 2655-nucleotide messenger RNA. RefSeq names its product coiled-coil domain containing 59 (gene CCDC59). The transcript is spliced from 4 exons. The record is from RefSeq and is a predicted model, not a curated record. Bases 10 to 627 code for a protein of 205 amino acids. NCBI's taxonomy places the organism in Eukaryota, Metazoa, Chordata, Aves, Galliformes, Phasianidae. Gene Ontology annotation, cellular component: nucleus.